This is a messenger RNA of Octodon degus (degu), 3374 nucleotides long. RefSeq names its product solute carrier family 37 member 3 (gene Slc37a3). NCBI's taxonomy places the organism in Eukaryota, Metazoa, Chordata, Mammalia, Rodentia, Octodontidae. The record is from RefSeq and is a predicted model, not a curated record. Gene Ontology annotation, cellular component: endoplasmic reticulum membrane. The coding region runs from base 1 to 1395 and encodes 464 amino acids. Gene Ontology annotation, molecular function: transmembrane transporter activity. Gene Ontology annotation, biological process: transmembrane transport. The transcript is spliced from 14 exons.
AUGAGCUAUUCAUUGCUCCAUGCUUCAAGAAAAACAUUUAGCAAUGUCAAGGUCAGCAUCUCCAAGCAGUGGACCCCGAGUGCCUGGAACACAUCUGCGGAGCUGCCAGCGGAGAUCUGGAGCAGCAACCGGUUGUUUCCCAGUACCGAAGAAGCCACACUUUUUCUUGGAACACUGGAUACCAUUUUCCUGUUCUCAUAUGCUGUGGGCCUGUUCAUCAGUGGCAUCGUUGGGGACCGGCUGAACUUGCGAUGGGUGCUAUCUUUUGGCAUGUGUUCAUCUGCGUUAGUGGUGUUUGUCUUCGGCACACUCACAGAAUGGCUGCACUUCUACAACAAGUGGUUCUACUGCGGCUUGUGGAUCGUGAAUGGCCUGCUGCAGUCCACUGGCUGGCCCUGCGUGGUGGCCGUGAUGGGCAACUGGUUUGGCAAAACUGGCCGGGGCGUGGUCUUCGGUCUCUGGAGUGCCUGUGCCUCGGUGGGUAACAUCUUGGGCGCCUGCCUUGCUUCGUCUGUCCUGCCGUAUGGCUAUGAGUACGCCUUUCUGGUGACAGCGUCUGUGCAGUUUGCUGGUGGGAUCGUCAUCUUCUUUGGACUCCUGGUGUCACCAGAGGAAAUCGGCCUCCCAGGUAUUGAAAGUGAAAACCUUGAAGAAGACUCACAUAGACCAUUAAUUAAUGCUGAAAAUGAAGAUGAAUAUGAGCCCAGUUAUUCCACCCAGGAGGCCAGUGCUGUCCCCGAAGUGAAGGCAAUCGGCUUCGGCCAGGCCUGCUGCCUGCCCGGAGUUAUCCCGUACUCCCUGGCCUAUGCCUGCCUGAAGCUGGUCAAUUACUCCUUCUUCUUCUGGCUGCCCUUCUAUCUGAGUAACAACUUCGGCUGGAAGGAGGCCGAAGCCGACAAGUUGUCCAUCUGGUAUGAUGUUGGCGGAAUCAUAGGUGGGACAUUGCAAGGCUUCAUCUCAGACGUCCUGCAGAAGAGAGCGCCGGUGCUGGCCCUCAGCCUGCUCCUGGCGGUCGGCUCCCUCGUGGAAUACAGCCGGUCUCCUAACAACAAAUCCAUCAAUGCACUCCUGAUGACGGUGACAGGAUUUUUUAUUGGUGGUCCUUCUAACAUGAUCAGCUCAGCUAUUUCUGCGGACCUGGGUCGCCAGGAGCUGAUCCAGGGUAGCAGUGAAGCCUUGGCGACCGUCACGGGCAUCGUCGAUGGGACUGGAAGCAUCGGUGCAGCGGUGGGCCAGUAUUUGGUGUCUUUGAUCCAGGACAACCUCGGCUGGAUGUGGGUUUUCUACUUUUUCAUUCUCAUGACGAGCUGUACGAUUGUAUUCAUCUCCCCACUGAUUGUGAGGGAGGUAGCUUCUCUGGUGCAGCGGAGACAAGCUCAUGUGUUGAGUGAGUGACUAUGCUCCCGAGGAGCAAAGGACAGUGGGGAUACGUGAGGACUGUGAGGUCUUGGCUGUCCCCACGCCAGCCUAACCUGAGCUUGGGAGGCCUCACUGCUGCUGGCCACCAGACCCCUGGCAGCAGGGAGGCUGAGCUGUUUUUCUACACUACAGAAUUAUUGUGAUGACUUCUAUUGUUUUUUUUCUCGAAUGGACUGACGGGUGCUCGAAACUGCUGGCAUCCUCACUUGCCCUGUUGAGGUUUGUCCCUUCAAGCUUAAUUGUCCCAGCCUGGGAUGCCUGUUCGCCAGACCCAAGACUUGAAGGGACAGAAGUCAGAGCCGUGCUGUCACAUUUGCUCAGGUAAUGUGUUUGCAGAGAGUAGCUCACCUUUGAAGCAUGGAUCGUGAUGCACACAGGGCUCCGCUGACAGAGCCACAGCCUGCCUGUGACAAAGAACACCUUACCAGCAAGGUGGAGAAGACCGGCUACCUGCAUUCCUCGUCUCCAAGGCAACCACUCUAGAAGCAGACACAGCUCCAAGUUAUUGUCACUUGUUUUCCUCAACUCUACUCACAGACAGCUGUGGCUCCUGAGUGAUGUCUUCUUUUGUUAGGUCCAUGUUAUGAUCAUUCCAAUAUGCGGCCCCUGACCCCUGGGCACUGUGGGGUCCUCAGACAGCCAAUCCACACGGGUCCCUGUUCUGGGAGGAUGAUCCGUGUCAUGGGCAGGUUCCUGGGGUCACUUCUGUGGAAGACUGAAUUAGAGAAAAGAGAGAGACCUGUUGUCCCUGAGGUAUGAAGCAUGUGACAGAUCACAUCAACGGGUUUCCAGUGCCAGAGAGGGAACACUUGUUUCAAAGUUGUCGAGCGCCUGUCUGCAAGGCUGUGAAUUUGAUGUUAGUCAACAUGUUGCUGUCACUCUGUAUGUGUAUUUUAAAUCAUGUAAACAAAUAGGAAAACGUGCAAUGUUGAGGGAUGAUGGGGGUCAGGGAUAGUUUCUUCAGUCUUUUCCUUACUCUCCAAAAUGUGGUUUAUGGAUGAACUUGUUUAAUCAUGCAGGUUUCUGGUCACUUUAUCUAUCAUUUACUGACAUAAAGGGAAAAUAUGAAACACAUGAAGGGGAAACAAAAUGACUUUUGUAGUAACCCUCUGUAUGGUUAUUUGAUCUCUGCCAGAGCUUUGCAUUGUAUUUAUUUGAUUUCACUGUGGUGCUGGGGAUUGGAUGGAGGGCGUGGACUGUGCCAGGCUGCCCUGUGUCUAGCUAUGCCUUUGAGAUUCUGAUUGGUGCCUUUCUGCUUCUGGUGGUGAACGUCGCUGGGCACAGGUACUGGUCCCAUAGCCUUACCAGGCCACACGAUUGUCUCCACUGCCUGUCCCCGUUCCCUGGCACCAUGAAGAGGGCUCCUUGCCCUAGCUGGAAGCUGGCAUGGCGUGGAGUUUGGAUGACUUGCCCACUUGUGCUCUGAGACCUGACUAGGCCAGUGGUGGCAGACCUGCAGCACACCUGCCGCAGCUGGUUGUUCAGAUGAUCGACAGCUCUAGAAGGUUCGCCAUCACUGCUCUGGGUGGUUCCUGCCUUAUUGGCCAGCAUGGUGACAUGUGGCUGUUUCCCGUGACCCUCAUUGUCAGUGAGAUCUCGUCUUUGUGCUGUGGCGCCGCCCAGGCUUUCUUCCCCAGUGCAGCCACGGCCUGUGAGUGCUCCCUCGAGCACUCUGCAGCUGUACCUGAGGUGCAACUAGAAAUAAAAGAAAUGCUUAGAGCUGGACGAAACAAGUACUGCUCUGCGGAUGUAUUUCCGGUUCUCGUUCUGCAGUCUGUGGGGGAGUUAACUUCAGCAAACACCAGAAGUUACCCUAACCUUUCUAUCAUUUCCCUUUCAGAAGAGACUGUACCGAAAGCCCGUUUGAAAAUGUGUCCUCUGUCAGUGGAAAUAACUGGGAAAAUGUAACGCACAGUGGGAGGCUUUUAUACAUAAAAUAAAGGAUUAUUGGCUGU